CCGGGUGGCGCAGGCGCAGUGUCCCCGGGCCAAGAUGGCGGCGUGGUGUUCUGCACGCUGGUUGCUGGUGGCUGUGGGGACCCCCCGGCUGCCGGCCGCAGCGGGGAGAGCGGCGCGCCCAUCUUGAGAAGGUGUGGUUGGGGCGUCGCUGGGUCGCAAGCUGAAUGUCGCCGCCUUCGCGCCUUCCUGGGGCUCUCGCGGUCCCCGGGCGCUGCUGACAUUGAAACCCUCUGUCAGCCUCACAGGAGCAAAAGUUUACCCUUUUGUUUGUACUGCCUCCUUCCACACAAGCAGCCCUUUGGACAAAGAAGAUUAUUACCAGAUAUUAGGAGUCCCCCGAAAUGCCAGCCAGAAAGAGAUCAAGAAAGCCUAUUACCAGCUUGCCAAGAAAUAUCACCCUGACACGAAUAAGGAUGACCCCAAAGCUAAGGAGAAAUUCUCCCAGCUGGCAGAAGCCUAUGAGGUGUUGAGUGAUGAAAUGAAGAGGAAACAGUAUGAUACCUAUGGCUCUUCCAGCUUUGAUCCUGGGGCCAGCAGCUCUGGGCAGAGAUACUGGAGGGGAGGCCCUUCUGUUGACCCAGAGGAGCUGUUCAGGAAGAUAUUCGGGGAGUUCUCAUCAUCAUCUUUUGGAGAUUUCCAGAGUGUAUUUGAUCAACCUCAGGAAUACAUCAUGGAGUUGACAUUCAAUCAAGCUGCCAAGGGUGUCAACAAGGAGUUCACCGUGAACAUCAUGGAUACCUGUGAUCGCUGUGAUGGCAAGGGGAAUGAGCCUGGCACCAAGGUGCAGCAUUGCCACUACUGCAAUGGCUCCGGCAUGGAAACCAUUAACACGGGCCCUUUUGUGAUGCGUUCCACAUGUCGAAGAUGUGGUGGCCGUGGCUCUACCAUCACAAAUCCGUGUGUGAUCUGCAGAGGAACAGGACAAGCCAAGCAGAAGAAGCGAGUAAUGAUCCCUGUGCCUGCAGGAGUUGAGGAUGGCCAGACUGUGAGGAUGCCUGUGGGGAAACGAGAAAUUUUUAUCACAUUCAGGGUGCAGAAAAGCCCCGUGUUCCGGAGGGACGGUGCAGACAUCCACUCUGACCUGUUUAUUUCUAUAGCUCAGGCUCUUCUUGGGGGAACAGCCAGAGCUCAGGGCCUGUACGAGACAAUCAAUGUAACGAUCCCCUCUGGGAUUCAGACAGACCAGAAGAUUUGCUUGACUGGGAAAGGAAUCCCACGGAUUAAUAGCUAUGGCUAUGGCGACCACUACAUUCAUGUCAAGAUCAGAGUUCCAAAGAGACUAACGAGCCGGCAGCAGAACCUGAUCCUGAGCUACGCUGAGGAUGAGACUGAUGUGGAGGGAACAGUGAAUGGUGUCACCCACACAAGCACAGGAAAACGAUCCACUGGAAACUAGGCUGGGAGCAACAGUCCUUCCUUGUGGCCAGGCGUCAGAGACAUGAGGAUUCCAGAGCAGCAGCACUGAGCCCCUGGCCUGCAGAGCCCUCAGCUGCCAGGAAACAGCAAAACCACACAAUAAGACAUCUCUGCACAAAAAGGUCACAGUGGACAGCCCCUGGGCAGUGAAUGUAGCACCUGAGGGCUGGUGGAAGCUUCCUGCUUGUGAGUAAGGGAUGCACCUCUUCUGGCUCAGGCAGGGUGAGACAACUGGACACUUCCUUGGUUUUUUUGUUUUUUGAGGCAGGGUCUCACUAUGUAGUUGAGACUGACCUGGAACUCACUAU
Fukomys damarensis (Damara mole-rat) is the source of this 1724-nucleotide messenger RNA. RefSeq names its product DnaJ heat shock protein family (Hsp40) member A3 (gene Dnaja3). NCBI's taxonomy places the organism in Eukaryota, Metazoa, Chordata, Mammalia, Rodentia, Bathyergidae. Gene Ontology annotation, cellular component: mitochondrion. The record is from RefSeq and is a predicted model, not a curated record. The transcript has 11 exons. Gene Ontology annotation, biological process: mitochondrion organization; response to heat; protein folding. Gene Ontology annotation, molecular function: protein kinase binding; heat shock protein binding; ATP binding.